AUGUCAGACGACGAGGCUGAUCCCGAGCUCCUCGCUCUCCUCCGCCAGCAUCUGCAGGGCGUCUCCAUCAAGGAUGAAGAGCCCGACACAGGCGUCCUCGCCGACGCCGAAUACGUCUACAACCACGGCAUCGACGUGGCCAUCGACAUGCGCUCGACCAAGCGCGCCGCAGAGACAAUCUACGCCCAGAUGCAGGAGAAGAGCUACUCCACCUCGACCUGGUCGUCGCACGAGCUGCACCCCAAGACCAAGGACGAGGCCACGGCGGCCUUCAUCUUCACCAUGGACCUGCUCAACUUUUCGUUCUGGUCCGAGUUGCCAGACGACGAGAGGUUUACCAUUGAGUACAAGGGGAAGCGGUGGACGGGGUACUGGAGCCUUGUCGCGGCUUUGCAGAGGGCUCUCGAAGAAGGAAUACCCAUUACGGAUCCUCACUUCUGGCAGAACGAGGACGAAUGCAACCUAGAGUCACUCAAACAUGUCUUUCGAUCCUGUACCGAGGAAGAGAUGCCUCUUCUUCAAGAGCGACUCGACUGUCUUCGAGAAAGCGGCAACGUGCUCUAUAGUAAAUACGACUGCUCUGUCGUCAAUCUCAUCUCCGCAGCCAACGGCUCCGCAGCCCAACUCGUCAACCUGCUCGCUAGAGACUUCGACUGCUUUAGAGACGAGCACCCCUUUGAGGGCAGACGCAACCCCAUCCGCAUUAUGAAGCGCGCCCAGAUCUUCGUCGCCGAUGUGUGGGCGUGCUUCGAGGGCAAGUCAUACGGCGAGUUCCGCGACAUUGACAAGAUCACCAUGUUUGCCGACUAUCGCGUGCCUCAAAUUCUCUCCACGCUGGGCGCAUUGUACAUUGGUCCGCAGAUCCACGCGGCAAUUCGGGAUAAGAAGAUUAUCGAGAGCGGGAGCCGGUGGGAGAUUCAACUCAGAGCAUGCAGUAUCUGGUGUGUCGAGUUGAUACGGAAGGAGAUCCAGAAUGCCCAUCCUGAUACACACGUCAAUGCCAUCUUGAUCGACUUCUUCCUCUAUGACACAAUGAAGGAGAUGGAGGCAGCGGGAGCAGAAACCAUUCCUCAUCACCGAACACGAAGCAUAUGGUAUUGA
Molecule: messenger RNA, 1101 nt
Organism: Trichoderma reesei QM6a
Lineage: Eukaryota; Fungi; Ascomycota; Sordariomycetes; Hypocreales; Hypocreaceae
Exons: 4
Coding region: 1-1101 (366 amino acids)
Source: RefSeq, a predicted model, not a curated record